AUGCUGUUCAGAUUGCCAACUUUAGACGUCCAGGGAGUGCUGGGUAAAAAGGCUUCACUUCCUUGUGAUAUACAGCCUCUACACUCGGACGACGCGGUUGUUAUGGUACUAUGGUUCAAGGAGUCGGAUGGAGAACCAUUGUAUAGUUUUGACAUCCGAGGACGUUCCUAUAACCAACCAAAGCUCUGGUCUUCCCCACUGGUGUUCGGAAAUCGAGCCUAUUUCCGCGGGGGAGCAACACCAGCUGUUCUCAUGGUUGACAAUGUAAUUGCGAUGGAUGCUGGAGUGUAUAGAUGCCGAGUAGAUUUUAAAAACUCUCCUACUAGAAACCUUAAAGUUAAUUUCACUGUUAUAAUACCUCCGAGCCGUCCAGCGAUAUACGACGCAAAGAGAAGAGAUAGGACUAAACUCGUGGAGCCCUAUAACGAAGGAUCCAAUGUUUUAUUGAUCUGCGAAGUUGAAGGAGGUCGACCAAGACCGCGAGUUACAUGGUACCUUGAGAACGUGGUGAUCGAUGACUCAUUCGAGCAGCGAGCCGACGGUAUCACAGUCAACACCCUGACAUUCCCCAAUGUAGGAAGGCAACAUCUGAAUGCGAGGCUAGUGUGCCAGGCUUCUAAUACGAAUUUGGCGCCUCCGGAGACCAAAGUUUUAAUAUUAGACAUUAAUUUGAAACCAAUAACAGUAAACAUAUUAAACAAAGAAAAACAAGUGUCCGCCGACAAAAGAUACGAAAUAGAGUGCAAGACGACUGGCUCGCGGCCCGACGCGUCAGUCUCCUGGUGGAAGAACAAUAGACAACUCAAGAGGAUGGCGAAAAAUUUCUCUGAGAACAAUGAGACUCUAAGCGUGCUCAGUUUAGUACCGAGUGUGGAAGACGAUGGGAAGUACUUGACUUGCCGCGCGGAGAACAAACACAUCCCGGACUCAGCUAUUGAAGACAAAUGGAGGCUUAACGUGCACUAUGUACCUAUUGUAGAUUUGAAGAUGGGAUCAAACUUGAAUCCAGACGAAAUAAAAGAAGGUGCUGAUGUAUACUUCGAAUGCACUGUCAAAGCAAACCCAAAGUCACACAGAUUAGUUUGGUAUCACGGUCAUAACGAAAUAUUCCACAAUGACUCUGCGGGUAUAAUUCUGAGCUCCCAAAGCCUAGUACUGCAGAGCGUAACGCGGAGCGCGGCUGGAGACUACACUUGCGUGGCAGCUAAUAGCGAAGGCAAGGGAACAAGCAAUCCUGUAUCUUUAUUGGUGCGAUAUGCACCAGUGUGCGCGGAACGUCGUGAUAGCGAGCUUUUUGGCGCGCUAAAGCAUGAGACGGUCAUGUUGCACUGUAGUGUUGACGCCAAUCCGGCAGUGGUAUCCUUCCAUUGGACUUUCAACAACUCUGGCGAACAGACUGAAUUACCUCCACGGUUAUCCAGCGUUAUAGGACACACGUCUACAUUAAAUUAUACGCCCAGUACUGACAUGGAGUAUGGGACAUUGGCUUGCUACGGCGAAAAUUCUGUAGGCCAACAAAAGGUUCCCUGCGUUUUUCAAUUGGUGGCUGCAGGUCGGCCGUUUCAAGUACAGAACUGCACAGUAGCGAAUCAGAGUUUGGAUUCAUUGUUUGUGGAGUGCGUCGAGAAUUUCGAUGGUGGUCUGCCACAGACAUUCCUUAUGGAGUUGCUUGAGCUGCCUUCGCUAACUGUCCGCUAUAAUGUAUCUACAAAUAAAACUCCACCCAUCUUCGAAAUCCGCAGCCUUCCUCCAGGAGUGAGUUAUAGAAUCGACUUGUACGCGGUCAACGCAAAGGGCAGGAGUGAUGUCACUACCAUAGAACAUGUUAUUUUGAGAGGACAAGCUAAGUAUACAGGUGAAAGUAACUCUUUGGGAAUAUCGCCGGUGUUGGCAUCAAUAGCAGCAAUGUCUGCGCUGCUUGUCACAGCGCUGUGUGGCGUGUUAGCUAUACUAUACCGUCGGCACGCCAGACAUAGACACAUGCCAGCAAAACACGCGCCUUUAAAUGAGGCUAUCUAUAAUGAUCGGGCGGGACAAUGUCCUACUCCCGUAAAGCAAGAGGCUUGCAAUGAAGGAAGCAAUGUGGGAUCGGGAGUUGGUGGAGCAAGUGGAGCGCUACUAAGAGAAGACCUCGGCGACGACGCCGAUCCAGACAUUAUACCAAAUCUAUACGAACGUCGUCCAGUCUCGAAUGGAUAUAUGAGCUUACAGCGCCCCCAGUCCAACAACAAACUAAGCAAGAACGAUGACUUGAGAUCGGAGCCUGACGGCGCGGGCUACUAUGACUUUCGGAAGAAGGACUACAGGAUUCCUUUGACUAGUUCAUACCAUAGUCUAGGACGAGCAAAUAAGGGAGUAACGACAAGCCCCAAUUCCGGAAGCGGCGUCACAUCAUCUUUGACCGCACAUCGCCUGCGACCAGAAGUGGUUACCACCUCACAUCGCGUGCAAGAAAGCUGUAUAUAA
Molecule: messenger RNA, 2466 nt
Organism: Pieris macdunnoughi
Lineage: Eukaryota; Metazoa; Arthropoda; Insecta; Lepidoptera; Pieridae
Source: the annotation of a GenBank genome assembly